CGUGCGGAACGAAAGACACUCAAAUUGAUGCCGUCUCGUUGGGAUCACACGCCGCACGCAAACAUAAUGAGCAUAAAAGUUGACGACACAGUUUUUUAAAUGUUGAUAAUACAAUAUUCCCUCAUUAUUCGCACGGGAACCGUUCAGAAGAUGCUCUUGAAGAGUGCAUUUUGCGGAUAAUGAUGUUGCCUACGAGAUUAUUUACCUUGAAUAAAUACAGAAAGUAGCUAUAAAAAACAUGGAAAUUAUCAUGGCACGACAAAAUUAGUAAAUAAAUAUUAAAGUAUCUUAUCGCUUUACCUCUCGAUGCAGUCGUGUAUAGUUCCAGAUGCGAUUCGCAGAUAGCCAAAUUCGCGGAUAUCGAGUUUGUCAAUGACGAGGAAAUACUGUAUGAUGAUUUAUUAGUACAGAACGGCCACCCCGUCCACUUUCGUGUCAACAAGAUUUACUCGGUCAAAGAGAUCAAGAGAGAGAGGAGGGAGGUUCUUCAGCGGGAACGAAACAGGAGGAUUUCUCCACAAAUCUGUCUGUCGCCUGAUGAAGCUGGUUUUAAUUGCUGGAGGAACGUCAUACUCAAGAUUAGUUUACACUGUAAUCUCCUCGCUUCUCCUCGAGCAUUCUAGUUCUUAAAAGUACUUCACUCAAGACGGUUACUUGACCAAACAGGUGUGCAAUGGAUAACAAUUUUACAAAAGAGAUACGGAAGCGUUACGAGCAGCUCCCGACACUCUUUGAGCUGACACACGACCUACCGCACGGCAGCACGUACAUCAACAUUGUCAUCGCAAAACUGGAGCGGAAACAGGCGCAUGAAGCCACCGCAGAAGAGUUUGACAGCGACGUCUGCGCCCUCAACUGCCUCACCUAUUUAUACCUAUCGCAAGAUCAGCUGGCCAAAGCCGAGUCGUCAGUGACAGCUGCCCUAGUAAAGGAGCCGUGCAGUGUGACAGCACUGGCCAACAAGUGUGAGCUUCACUUGCAUCGCUACGAAUUUGAGGCCGCCAGCAGAAUGGCGGAGGCACUGGACAGGGAGAAGGGAAACAAGGCAGCAGUUGCUACGGCCUUGGCUGAGCAGGGCUACUGUCUCUCCCGUCUGGGUCCCGUGGCACAAUUCAAGGCCAUCGACAAAUAUUCGCAGGCCAUCGAGAUGGGCCACGAUCACUGCACUCCUGACAAACUUGUUUCUUGGAAGUACGGUUUGGCUUUGAACCUCGACAGGGUGUUUGAGAUUGACAUUUUGAGAGAGAACCCCGACUUUGACAAGAAUGAACACUUUCAACAAGCCGUGGAAGCCCUUUCACACGUUGUCCACACGGACGACAGAUUUUACAAGGCCAAAGGUUUCGCAGUUUUGGGCCAGAUAACCAAGAAAUUUUUCAACCACAGGAAUGUCAGGGAUUUCGAGAGUGCCCGUAUUGUGGAGGUGGGCGACGAGGCGCUCACCGUGUCAGAGUGCUUCGAGAGGGCCUGCGUGAUUGCGCCCCAGGACCACUGGGUGCUGGAGAGGGCGGGAAAGCACUGGAGGCACAUGCGCCAAUACGACCGAGCUCUGGAGCUCCUGCACAAAGCCUACGCGCUCUGCCCCUCGUCCUUUUCUCUCCACCACCUCGGGCUAACCUACCGCACCCUAGCAGAUCAAGCUCAUGCGAGGACCCUGGAUGCUCCUACUGCAGGAUAUAGCAGGGAUUUCAGAGGUCAAAGACACCCUUGGCGGCUAGCAAACGCAGCUGGCCGUGGCCAGAACUUGUUUGUCAGAGAUGAGCCGAUGACACACCUCUGCGAUGUGAGCGCAGACUUUGCUGCUUUGAGCAUCACUAGUGGGGAAGACGGGCAGCCCAAGUGCACAUUGCGAGUCAGGCGGCCUUUAUUCCCCAGCAGAAGGCCUAGAGGGGGCAGACAGCCUUUCUACAGCUCCGGACGAAUGCUAGGGCAGUCGCCUCAUUGCCCUGGUGGGGCAGCGCAGAACCCGGAGAACACGCAGGCACGUGGCCACAGACGGGGAAGAGGAAAGAGUCUUUUCAAUUGCUACAGAGAAGUCAAAGAUCCACAUGUCACAGAACUUCUAGACCAAGCGAUUAAGUACAUCAGAGAGGGGAUUGAGCUGUCAAAAGAAACGGGUCCCCAACUGUUGGUGGCCCUGGCCGAGAUAUAUGUAUCACUUGGCAAAACAGAAGAGUCUGAUGAUUGCUUCCGCAGGUCCAUAAAGACAGGCAAAUACGUCUCCCAACUCUUUCGUGCGCGGACAUUCGAGAAUUGGGGUUUGAACAUGCAAGAGCGUGGCGAUCAGCAGAGAAGUGAACAGCUACUCCGAUUAGCAAUUGAAAGCGCUGCCAAGGUGAAGAGUACACGCAAGGUGGCUCUAGACAGUCUCAUAGAGCAACUAAAGGAAUCUCAAGGCCAGACCCCUAAAAUGCUUCGCUCUCGCUCCAAACUUUAUGAACUCGUGGGCCUUCAUGGACAGGCUCUGAGUGCACUGUGGGAGGCAGACACUAUCCAGCCACAAGAUCCUGACACCUUGCUUGGCCUGGUCAAGAACCUGGCCUUCAGGAAGCAGUAUGAUGAGGCGCUCAUGUACUGGGCCUUCCUCAGAUCCACAGAAUCUGGAGACCAUCUGAUUGACAGUGACGUUUUGGAAAACAUUUAUUUUGGUGCAGCCGAGACACGCACGGCCUCACUGUCGCUGUCGAGCCAGAGUAUGUGCGAGGCGUACGAGGUCCUUCUGAUGGACAGAAGCAGAGACAAGAGAAUGUACAUCUUUCACAGGAUGGACUCGCAUGAAGACACCGUGAUGGCCGAGAACAUCCAGCAGCUAGCCAAGGAAGUUGCCGAUGUAGAGUUCGUUAACUAUUCUGAAAUGCCUGCCGGAAAGUCGUACAACGACCUCUUGAAAAAGGCAACAGAGAAAUACAAUGCAAUUAUUGUGCUGGUGACCCCAGACUUUGUGGCCGAUAAAUUGUCCAUGAGUCUGUGCAGCCUACUGAAGCAAUGCGUCCUGCUGUGCCUUCACCCAGAAUCCAUUUCCAUUGACCAAAUUCCCCCAGCGCUCAAGGACUGCCAUCACGCCUUACUGGCCAAGGAAUUGUACAAGGACUUUACAACAAACACCAAUCCAAUCCAAAAACUGCACAUGUGGAGAGAGAUCUUCAACAACUUGAGAAAAGCUAAGCAACUGGUCAAUCCCUCAAAGAAAUAGUUGCCAGGGAAAACUCACACUUAAGUUACAGAUUCAGUUUAUUCUUUAUCCAUGACAAUAUAUUUUGCCUGAGCGGCAUUACGACAAAAACUGCUCCACUGUUUUUCAGUGGAAGAAGCCACCACUGCUAUGCGAGGGAUGAAUGGGUGGUUUUGUAUUAAAGUCUGGUGUUCUGUAGUCUUCCAAGGUAAUCCAAUUAUUAGUGCUUCUGCCCUUCCCAUGCUUGUAAAAUUCAGUGAUUUGGGGUUGAGAAGUGGCUGUACAUUUUAACCGUAAAACCAAUUUACCAAGAGAUUUUCAGCCACAAACAGGUGAACAUUUGCGGAGGUUCAGUUAUUAUAACUCCACGCAACGUACCAUGGUUUCACAGCACAUUCUCUUGGCCUACACAGAACUGUUUUGGAUUUCUGCACGUGCAUUGUAUUCAAACCCUUGAGAACCCCACGCUUAAGUGUUAUAGCCAAACUUCAGCUUGGUGGAGCACUGGUUACCUU
This is a messenger RNA of Petromyzon marinus (sea lamprey), 3687 nucleotides long. RefSeq lists its product as uncharacterized. The record is from RefSeq and is a predicted model, not a curated record. Gene Ontology annotation, molecular function: protein binding. Lineage: Eukaryota; Metazoa; Chordata; Hyperoartia; Petromyzontiformes; Petromyzontidae.